UACAUUUUGUUCUUGUGCCUCGCGGCAGAAACAAAAGGUUAUCGGAGAAUUAAUUAUUGCAAGUAGCAAGCACUCUAACUUGUUUUAUCAAUAAGUAAGAAAAUGAAGUGCAUGUUUUGUGUGUUUCUCGUAAUUUUUGCGUUUUGCCGAUAUGUGUAUGCAGAAUGUCCUGUGAUUGUAUCCAAGGAUGAAUGGGAUGGGCUGACACCGUCGCAUGUAGAAUACCUGAAGAGACCGGUAGACCUGGUCAUCAUCCAGCACACAGUAACCGGUACCUGCAACACUGACGACGCCUGCGAGAGGAUCGCCAGGAGCAUACAGACCUACCAGAUGGACCAACUCAACUACUGGGACCUGGGAAUGAAUUUUCUGAUCGGAGGUAACGGCAAAGUGUACGAGGGCUCUGGCUGGCUGCACGUCGGCGCUCACACAUACGGUUAUAAUAGAGACUCCAUUGGCAUCUCAUUCAUAGGCAACUUUAAUGAUGAUACUCCAACUGUUAAGAUGCUUGAAGCCGCUCAGAAUUUGCUGCAGUGCGGCGUGGACGGGGGGCAUCUGAGUCCAAAGUACCGUCUCGUUGGUCACAAACAGCUGAUAGCCACGGAGAGUCCAGGACAGAAGCUGUACAGAGAGAUCAGACGCUGGCCGAACUUCCUUGCUGAUGUGUCGUCGAUCAAAAAGAACUGAGUUGAGAAUCUGUGUGGUAUUCCUCUGAAAGAACUUGUGUACAUGUAGUAGAGACUAGAAAUUGAGUUUUGAAAGAGAAAAAACGUAAAAAAAAUAUAUCUUCCUUAUCAGUUAUUAUACUUUUUCACAUAAGAGAACAAGUAUUUCACCAGUUUAAAUAAAGUCGACGUUUCGUAACUAA
Aricia agestis (brown argus) is the source of this 868-nucleotide messenger RNA. RefSeq names its product peptidoglycan recognition protein-like (gene PGRP-S1). Lineage: Eukaryota; Metazoa; Arthropoda; Insecta; Lepidoptera; Lycaenidae. Gene Ontology annotation, biological process: innate immune response; peptidoglycan catabolic process. Gene Ontology annotation, molecular function: peptidoglycan binding; zinc ion binding; N-acetylmuramoyl-L-alanine amidase activity. The record is from RefSeq and is a predicted model, not a curated record. The transcript is spliced from 4 exons. The coding region runs from base 103 to 687 and encodes 194 amino acids.